This is a messenger RNA of Malaya genurostris, 2001 nucleotides long. RefSeq names its product L-threonine ammonia-lyase-like. The transcript is spliced from 9 exons. Gene Ontology annotation, molecular function: L-serine ammonia-lyase activity; threonine deaminase activity. The coding region runs from base 376 to 1764 and encodes 462 amino acids. NCBI's taxonomy places the organism in Eukaryota, Metazoa, Arthropoda, Insecta, Diptera, Culicidae. Gene Ontology annotation, biological process: L-serine catabolic process; L-threonine catabolic process. The record is from RefSeq and is a predicted model, not a curated record.
ACGGCAAGCUCGAAACAGAUUAGAGCUCAGCAUCUACUUUUAAUUGGAUGAACGUUUUCAAUUAACGUGCCUCAGUGUUUCCAAAAGGCGUCACCGUGUGCUUGCCGUGGGUGAUCAAAAAAGUUGAACGCUGUUUUCGAACCGGCGUGAAAAUGACUAAUAUAAUCAACCGUUUUUGACGCUACGAUGAUAAUCGCGCUGCACCGUCAACAUGAAACCAGAGUGAUAAUUGAAUUGAAUAAAUACUAUUAGCUGAGAUUUCCAGAGCUCCCGUCAAUCGCAAGAAGUCUUCGGCGGGAAUAGCAUUGGCUCUGUAACACAGUCUGUCUGUAGUGUUUAGCUAGCGAUCAUUGGAAAUUUUAAAUUGCCUAAAACAUGAACACUCUGACGGAAAUAACUGGAGCGCUGUCUCACACCAAAAUAUCAGAUGAACGGAAAAAUUUCGAAGAUGGGAAGAAAAUAGAAAUAAAAAACGAGUCGGUUGAUUGUGCGGAUUCGCAGGAUGAGUUCACAGACCCCUUCUGCAAUGCCGGCAACCCGCAGAUAAUUAGCUUCCAGGAUGUUACCUCGGCAGCGUUCAAAAUUAAGAAAGGCAUCGAGUUCACACCUUGCUCGAAAUCUCAUCUUUCCGAAAUGAUCGACAUGGACAUUUUUCUCAAGAAGGAGUUUCUUCAGUUUACCGGCAGUUUUAAAGAGCGUGGGGCCCGAUACGCGCUAGUUAUGCUGACACCAGAGCAGCGGAAAAACGGAGUAAUUUCAGCCUCUUUGGGAAAUCAUGCACAGGGACUUAGCUAUCACGGCUGGAAACUGGGAGUCCCGGUGACGGUGGUAAUGCCAUUUAAGGCGUCCCUUAUGAAGAUACAGAAAUGCCGUGACUACCAUGCAACCGUAAUCGUUCAGGGAUCCGACAUGGGCGAGGCAAAAAAGGUUGCGUUGAAAAUGGCACACGAAACUGGUUUGACGUACAUCAACGGAUACGAUCAUCCGCACAUCAUGGCUGGUCAGGGCACAAUUGGACUGGAAAUUGCCGAGCAAGUUAGCAACAUCGAUGCCGUAGUCGUGCCCGUUGGGGGUGGAGGUCUGAUUGCCGGUGUGGCAACUGCCAUCAAAAAUUUAAGCCCUCAAACCAAAAUCAUUGGUGUAGAAUCUGAAAAAUGUCCAAGUUUCACCAAGGCACUAGAAAACAAAGCUCCCGUACACGUUCCAAACAAGCCAACAUUGGCCGAUGGUCUGGCAGUGCCAAUGGUAGGUUAUAAUGCCUUUGCGACCACUGUUCCACUAUUGGAUAAAAUGAUUGUGGUGAAAGAGGAGUGGAUUGCCUUGGCAAUCCUGCGACUAGUCGAGUUGGAAAAGUGCGUCGUGGAGGGAGCAGGAGCAUCCGGAUUGGCCGCUAUUCUUGCCGGUCAUUUGGACGAGUUCAAAGGGAAAAGGGUAGUUCUAUUGAUUUGCGGUGGUAACAUUGACACAACGAUGUUCGGACGGUGUCUCGAGAGGGGAAUGGCAGCCGAAGGGCGCUUGCAAAGGUUUACCGUUACGGUCAGCGACGGCCCUGGUGGAUUGUCGAAACUGUGCAGCGAGUUGGCCCAACUAGGUGUUUCCAUUAAGGAUAUAAUGCACGAGCGAGCCUUUAUUCGAGACGUCCACAGCGUACAGGUCAAAGUCAUUUGUGAAACACGAGACUGGAACCAUUCGCAAGAGAUGCGAAAAUCGCUCCAGGAUACUUACGAUAGCGUUAUGUUUUACGAUUUACCGAUGGCAAUGUGAACGGAUAAGCAGAUAACCUGUUGUUUUCACAAAUCAAAGCCAAGGACUUCCGUGUUUUCGAUUCUAAAUACAAUAAAAAUGUAACUGAAUGCGAAUGAGAGCGAGCUUCGAUAUUGAGGUAAACGGAAAUUUCUCGAAUCGUACUGCCAUUGUCGUUAUCAAAUGAGUGCUUUGAUUUUCAUGUUGUCACAUUUUAACAAUAAAAGUUAACCGUUUGAGAAUUUUUGUUGCACUGUA